Messenger RNA from Ctenopharyngodon idella (grass carp), 6783 nucleotides. RefSeq names its product neuroligin 2b (gene nlgn2b). NCBI's taxonomy places the organism in Eukaryota, Metazoa, Chordata, Actinopteri, Cypriniformes, Xenocyprididae. The record is from RefSeq and is a predicted model, not a curated record. The transcript has 9 exons. Gene Ontology annotation, biological process: synaptic vesicle endocytosis; chemical synaptic transmission; presynaptic membrane assembly. Gene Ontology annotation, cellular component: cell surface; synapse; postsynaptic specialization membrane. Gene Ontology annotation, molecular function: neurexin family protein binding; signaling receptor activity. The coding region runs from base 988 to 3585 and encodes 865 amino acids.
GAGAGAGGCGGACAUCGGGAUUCAGGACUCCCGAAUCUUGACAGCUGUGCGUGAAGUACGGAAUGGAUAUCUGAGAAGCAUAUACAUCGUCAUUGUUCGCGAGUGGGAAUAAUAAUUAUUAUUAUCUCCAUUAUUAGACACCAGUGAGAGAAACGAAAAAGAAUCAUAAUUGUUUGAUCACUUGCUCACACAAGAAGAGGAGUUUGUGAGUGAGACAGACUGAGAGCAGAUGAGAAGUCGUGCCACCGGAUGGUUUUUAUUAUUUGGUGUCUUUUGAUGCACGAACGGACUCUGAAAUGGGUCGCCAUGACGACAGAGCGCUGAGUUAGCCGCUAAUGCGUUAUACGCAUUUGUUUCUGUUAUUGUUUUAUUUUAUCAUUUCCCUACCUCCUUUAUAGUAAUAAAAUAUGUGGUAACCUCGCUGUCAAAAGACACGGGUGUUGUCAGAUAAAAAGAAAGAAAAAGGAGGAGGAGGUGUUAAGAGGUGUUUAUUCCCCUUUCUCUUUUUUCGUUUCUUAUUUUUCACUGCGCUCCUUCCUUUUAUGUCUUCUUUUCUUUCUUUCCGUUUUUCUUUUAUUGUUUUGGGGACACGGACUGACGCGAAGAAGGUAAAUUGAUGUGCGAGAGCCUGCGACACAUUCAUGACGAAUUACCUCAGAAAAAAAUACCGAUGGCAUAAACACCGGCUUCAGCACUGAAGUACGAAUAAUCACCGGGAAAGAACCGGAGACGCAUCGACAACAACCCUUUCAUCGCGGGAACUAAUGAGCAAAUCGCAAUAGAAGCUCAUGUUGCACUAACAUCAGGAUGAAGUUCUUCACCGCUCAGUGUCAGCAGUCCUCUUCUGUGCUCCACUGAGGAUACACACACCCUCACUCCCGCAAAUUCCCUAACUUCAAAAUCACUGGAGGGGCCUGAAACUCUUCCCCCUUGUCCAUUUCAUAUAUAGUUACCCAUCACUGGGGCACCACUCACCCCAGCCGAAGCAUGUCAUUGGUGGGCGUGGCGCGAUUGCGGCGGGAGACGGCCCGCUCCUGCCCGCGCCGCAUAUCUGACACUUGCCUGGUGUGGCUGCUGGGCUUGGCGCUGCGCCUGGCACUGUCCUCCUGCCAGCGGGCAGACCUCACCGCCGCCAAGCACCCUAUGGUCACCACAGGCUACGGGAAGCUUCGGGGCGUACGCAAGGAGCUGAACAAUGAGAUUCUGGGCCCGGUCGAGCAGUACUUGGGCGUCCCCUAUGCCACCCCGCCAGUGGGCGAGAGGCGCUUCCAGCCCCCGGAGGCACCAGGCUCCUGGCAGGAGAUCCGUAACGCUACCCAGUUUGCACCAGUGUGCCCGCAGAACAUCCACGGGGUGCUGCCAGAGAUCAUGCUUCCCGUAUGGUUCACCGACAACCUGGAUGCAGCCGCGGCGUAUGUACAGAACCAGAGCGAGGACUGCCUUUACCUUAACGUCUACGUUCCCACAGAGGAUGGUCCGCUCACAAAAAAACAUGAUGAGUCUUCGAUGAACAGACCGAGGGACGAAGAUAUUAGGGAUCGUCGGAAGAAGCCUGUGAUGUUGUUUAUCCAUGGUGGUUCAUACAUGGAGGGGACAGGAAACAUGUUUGAUGCGAGCGUUCUUGCUGCCUAUGGAAACGUGAUUGUUGUCACUAUGAACUACAGAUUGGGUGUUCUGGGUUUUUUGAGCACCGGAGAUCAGUCCGCAAAGGGGAAUUAUGGGCUACUGGACCAGAUUCAGGCUCUACGUUGGCUCAAUGAGAACAUCGGACACUUUGGAGGAGACCCAGAGAGAAUCACCAUAUUUGGCUCCGGGGCUGGAGCCUCCUGCGUCAACCUUCUCAUCUUGUCCCAUCAUUCUGAAGCCCUGGUUUCAGGUUUGUUCCAGAGGGCCAUUGCUCAGAGUGGCUCCGCCAUAUCCAGCUGGUCAGUGAACUACCGGCCCCUGAUGUACACCAAGAUCCUGGCCAAAAAGGUGGGCUGCAGCUACAGUGACACUGCAGAUCUGGUGGAUUGUCUGCGAAGGAAGAGCUUCAGGGAGCUGGUGGAUCAGGAUAUCCAGCCUGCCCGUUACCACAUCGCAUUCGGACCAGUGGUGGACGGCGAUGUGGUACCCGAUGACCCUGAGAUCCUCAUGCAGCAGGGGGAGUUCCUGAACUACGACAUCCUAUUGGGGGUGAACCAGGGUGAAGGGCUGAAAUUUGUAGAUGACAGUGAAGGUGAGGAUGGAAUUUCAGCUGCUUCCUUUGACUACACCAUAUCCAACUUUGUGGACAACCUAUAUGGAUACCCAGAUGGUAAAGACAUAUUGCGGGAGACUAUAAAGUUCAUGUACACAGAUUGGGCUGACCGUGACAACGGUGACAUGCGGCGUAAAACUCUACUUGCACUUUUCACCGACCACCAGUGGGUGGCGCCAGCAGUGGCCACAGCUAAGCUGCAUGCCGAGUUCCAGUCCCCCGUUUAUUUUUAUACCUUCCACCACCACUGCCAGACGGAGGCACGACCCGAGUGGGCAGACGCAGCACACGGUGAUGAGAUCCCCUAUGUGUUCGGUGUUCCCAUGGUGGGUGCCACAGAUCUAUUUCCCUGCAACUUUUCCAAGAAUGAUGUCAUGCUCAGUGCUGUAGUGAUGACGUACUGGACCAACUUUGCCAAGACGGGUGAUCCGAACAUUCCAGUGCCGCAGGAUACCAAGUUCAUCCAUACUAAGCCCAAUCGCUUUGAAGAAGUUAUCUGGACCAAGUUCAGCUCUAAAGACAAGCAGUACCUCCACAUCGGGUUGAAGCCUCGCAUCCGGGACAAUUACCGUGCCAACAAAGUUGCCUUCUGGCUUGAGCUGGUUCCUCAUCUCCACACCCUGCAUGAGGAGAUCAUCAGCUCCAUAACCACACGACUGCCGCCUGGUGGCCCGCACCGGCCUGGCUGGAAGGGCACGCCCCAGAGUCCAGGCACACGCUCUACUCGCCACCCGACGGUUUCGACUUACCCGCCCGACCCGGACCUCGAAGGUUCCGAACACCCUCCUGAACGCUUCCCGUUCCCGAGCGACACGAGGGACUAUUCGACGGAGCUCAGUGUGACGGUAGCAGUGGGUGCGUCGCUGCUCUUCCUCAACGUACUGGCCUUUGCUGCAUUGUACUACAAGCGUGACAAAAGGCACGAGCUGCUGCAACGGCGCCAUCGCCGCCUCUCGCCCCAACGUGGGGCGGGGCCGGGUGUCGGCAUUGUGGGUGCUCCGCCCCAUAACGACCUGGCACUGAGCCAGGAGGAGGAGCUAAUGUCCUUGCAGAUGAAGCAGCAGAGGGUGGAGCUCGACCACGGCACGCCCCUUCCGCCACGUGGUCUCCACGGCGACCUGGAGCCCCUGAGACCACCCGUGUGCCCGCCAGACUACACUCUGGCGCUACGGCGGGCCCCCGAGGACGUGCCACUCAUGACGUCUAACACACUUUCCAUGAUCCCCAGCACCAUCACUGGCAUGCAGCCCCUCCAUGCCUUCAACACUUACCCCCCUGCCCCUGCACCAAGUGCUGGGCACAGUAACAACGCCCUGCCCCACCAGCACUCCACCACGCGAGUAUAGUAACCCCUCGGAGGGGACCAGGCCCCCCAAACGCAUAGGAACACAGACCUCCGGUACUAAGAGUGGUGCUCUACACGGAUACUGUCCAACCCACCGCUCCUCUCCUUUUUAAAUCCACUCCCAGCACACACUAUUUCUCUCUCGUUCUUUCUUGUUUUACUCUUCCUGCUCCUUUUGUUCUUGGAUUGAGUAGCGGAGAAGGUUUUGGGUGGAGAAACGUCAGCCAUUUUCCCCACUCAGUACAGCAGCUAUCCCCUCCUGUUUUAUUUUUCUCCUGAUUUUUUUUUUACUCACGUUCCAUUGCCGUCUUUCUCUUUCUUUUUUUCUUUUCUUCUCCCCGACAGUCUUCUUCUGCUCUUCUGUAGCUGUUUCUAGUCCCCCAAAAAAGAACAGUUUUUCCUACUUCGGACUGUUUUAUAAAUCAAGAAAACAUACGUGUAAAAUAUGUAUUAUUGAUAACCUUAUAAGGCUAUGAAUGAAAAAAAAGAUUCUACUAUCUAAUUUUUACCAGCAUUCUUGUGCCAAGUACUGUGAUCAUCGUCCAAUCAGACGCAGUCUUGUGGACGGACGUGGAGAGAAUCGCCUGAACUGGAUUUAUUCAAGGAAUUUGCAGAAUUGAGAAAAAAAGUGCCAAAUUUGUUUUUGUUUUCUUUGGUAUCUUUCUCGUUUUUAUGUUUGUUUUUGCUUUUUGUUUUGCACUGUCACUGUUAUUUGCCUAUGGGGAGAAAUGAACAACUAGAUACAACUACUACAAAUAUCUAUACAAAAAGUAAAGAUAUAGAAUAAUUAAAUUUAUACCUUGAUUGCGCUUUGGGAAAUUUGCAUGAUUUAUUUUUUAUGAGGAAAAUGGACAUCUUGAGGAGAAUUUGUUCCGCGUUUUGAGAUUCAAGACUCUUCAUUAUUUGUCUUUUUAUUGUUGUUGUCUUUUUCUGCAAUAGUCUUCUCUCUCUUCCUUUCUCUGUCUCUCUCUUUUUUCUUUUUUUUUUCUUUUUUUACAUCAGCUAUAUUUUGUGCACUUCAUUUGGAGAUUCUUUUCCCUCUGUAGAUACAUGGUCAUAUCCGGAAAUGAAACUGAUUCUUGACGAUAAUAAAGAGGAUAAAUAGUUCCCUUCUUUUUUCAUUUAUAAUUACGGAAGCUGUACGACAAAGCUCAUCUCAGAGAGAAGGACUGAUCAGAUCCACGAUCCUCUCCUUUUUUAUCCCUUUUAUCUCUCUCCGCUCGUAUAGUCCUCUGUAGUAACCCGCGCAUUACGCCACAUUGAGUUAAGGAACAUUCACGCUCUUUCUCUCCGUUUCUCCGUAAAGACUCGGACUCUGCUGAGUUGGACGUCCAGAGCGACGGGAUCAACACCUGCGCCUGUCCCCGCACAGCUGGAGUCUCUCCGUCUCUCUCUUUUAUCCAGAGCCCAAGAGAGCUCAUGACGUGUCCCGAACAUUCUUCCCCCUCACUGACACUGACCUUUGAGUGAUUAUCUCAGUUUGAGCUCACUUGUCAUCAGGCGGACAUCUUGUUAUAUGCCCUGUCACAAGUCCCCAUAAGACCUUUUGAUUCAACCUCUCACUUCUCAAUGCGUUUUUCCGAAAUCUCUCUUUCAGGGUGCCGAGAACGAUCUGGCCGAGAGGAAGUGGGAGACGGGCCGUUUGCAUUCGCGUGUGCGCGUGUAAGUGCGUGUGUAUGAGGAACAGGACGGAUGUGGCCUCUAAAUGAGCUCUGGAUACUGACUCUAGAAGCUUCGUACAUCAGGUUUGAGCCACGGUGGCGGUCAGAAACUAAAUGCACUACCGUAACGCAGCCUGAAGAGGCAUACUACACUACAGUGGACGAGGCAUCACCCCUCACGCCACUUAAAUAUACUUUUAUGAUCCAUAACACAAGCAACUGUGCACACCGAUCUCAUCUCCAUCCAUUUUUUUGUUCUCUCGUCGUCUUGUUUUUGGAGUUUCUUGUCGGUGGGUGGAUGAAAAACACACAAGACCACUUUCUGUCAUGCCAUGACGAAAAACACAAGAUGCAAACUGUACAUUUUUAUAAGUGUAAGAGAUGACAUGGUCUUUGUAAAUAUUUUGUUUAUUGUUGGGUUCACGGCCUAUCGUAUCCACUGUAAAAACAGGUGCAAGCUCAUUCAGCCAAUCACAUCCCUCCACCCACGAUUCUGAAGACCCUUAUUAGAUUUUCAUUUGAAGGUUUACAGAUAUUAAAGCUUCUUUUUGACAAAAGACAUUAAAUCGUAAUGAAUGUUGAGGGAAGCGGGAAUGAAGCGAAUCCACAUUAGAGGAUAUAUUGAGUCAAGAAUGAGCGCAUUUGAUGAGAAUAAUUGCAUUUGGAAUUCAAAUUUGCUGCAAGACCCGACAAUGCGGCGGACAAAAGAAUCGCUGGCUGCAUCUGAUUCUGUUUCGUUUGAAAAACAGAGGGUGGAACCGAUCAGGCCCUAAUCAGAAUAUUUUGUUGGAGAGAGUUAAAUGAGAAAGUUUAUAUGGAGAAGCUCGUUUUAUUUCCUCGUACAUGGCCGUAGGAUGCAAAACGCUCGAGUCAGCCCUGUUUUUUUUUUUUUUUUUUUUUUUUUUUUUUUUUGCGGGAGGCCUGCUGUUUGAGUCAUUCUCCUGGGUGUUCUUCAUUACGCUUCAGUGGACUAAAUGACACUGUGGGGUGUUUGUUUUCUCUUACCUGGUUGUAAGUUCUUAGAAAUUUAAUGUUACCCAAACCAUUGGAGAUUUGUUGGAGUAAGGGUGGGAUUUCACAGAGUUCUGGCUUAUCUCUUUGUUGUGAAUUUGAGCUGCAUAUAUUUCAAAGUAGAGAAUUUAAACAGUUCAUAUUUUUCUACAAAAUAAAGGGAUAGAGAUGAUUCUACUGGCAACUGACAGACAUAUAAAGCACACUUUCACCAGACAUACAUGGUGAUACUUUUUGUCUGGGUUGCCUAUGUAUUAUAGAGGAUUUAAAGAAAAAGAAAAAAAACACAACUGUUGAGUAUUAAUGCUUGGUCGCCAAAAAAAAAGAAAAAAAAAAAAAGACUUGCACCUGUUGAGUUUCAUUUUGUUGAAUUACAGCAACGUAAAAAAAAAAAGGCUUGAUGAGGGGACUGUAUGACCGCAACGGGUCUAAAGAAUGAAAUUCAUAUUUCUAUUUCCUAUACAGGCUACUACACACUGUAUGUUGUGUAUCUGAACUGGACAACAUUAAAAAGGUUAUUAAACAUA